Messenger RNA from Prunus armeniaca (apricot), 237 nucleotides. NCBI's taxonomy places the organism in Eukaryota, Viridiplantae, Streptophyta, Magnoliopsida, Rosales, Rosaceae. The record is from the annotation of a GenBank genome assembly.
AUGGAGAAGAUAGAGUCGGAUUUGAAAGAGCUCGAGUUGAAGCAGAGGAGCGUGGCCAGGGCGUACGAUAGCGUACAUGCGCAAGCUAAUUCCUUCGUCAUCUUUACGGUGCAGUGGAAGGACCUUGAGGACCACUUUGAGUCGACUCGGAACUCGCUAGAGGCCUGCUUCCGAGAACUCGAGGCCCGGCAGGAGGAUAUCGGAGUCCGAGAGAGCAAAUCGGAACCCAAAGAUUGA